This is a messenger RNA of Neltuma alba, 576 nucleotides long. Its product is annotated as protein TOPLESS-like. Bases 73 to 576 code for a protein of 167 amino acids. Gene Ontology annotation, biological process: regulation of DNA-templated transcription. Gene Ontology annotation, molecular function: protein binding. The transcript has 4 exons. The record is from RefSeq and is a predicted model, not a curated record. Lineage: Eukaryota; Viridiplantae; Streptophyta; Magnoliopsida; Fabales; Fabaceae.
UAAUGAUUUCGUUCUAGAUCUAGACUACUAGUGCUCAUUUUAGUGUGUAUCUAAUCGAGGGCGAGGCAGACGAUGUCGUCUCUCAGCAGAGAACUCGUGUUCUUGAUCUUGCAGUUUCUGGAUGAGGAAAAGUUCAAAGAGACUGUUCACAAGCUUGAGCAGGAGUCUGGGUUUUUCUUUAACAUGAAAUAUUUUGAGGAUGAAGUGCAUAAUGGCAAUUGGGAUGAGGUUGAAAGAUACCUCUCUGGUUUCACCAAAGUAGAUGAUAAUCGGUACUCCAUGAAGAUAUUUUUUGAGAUAAGAAAGCAAAAAUACCUUGAGGCAUUAGAUAAGCAUGAUCGGUCCAAGGCGGUAGAAAUAUUAGUGAAGGAUUUGAAAGUCUUUGCCACAUUUAAUGAAGAUUUAUUUAAGGAAAUCACACAGCUUUUGACGCUGGAGAAUUUUAGGUAUGAAUAUAAACUGCUGUUUUGGUUGCAGUGUAGAAGUUCUUCAGAUGCUCACAAGUUUCUCGUGGCAGGGAAAAUGAACAACUAUCCAAGUAUGGUGACACAAAAUCUGCAAGAGCAAUCAUGUUAG